Molecule: messenger RNA, 4953 nt
Organism: Condylostylus longicornis
Lineage: Eukaryota; Metazoa; Arthropoda; Insecta; Diptera; Dolichopodidae
Exons: 4
Coding region: 1-4953 (1650 amino acids)
Molecular function (GO): nucleic acid binding
Source: RefSeq, a predicted model, not a curated record
AUGGAGUCAGCAGCUGCAAGUCAAAGUAAAAUUAUUAAGCAAUUGAAGGAAGUAUAUGGUCAAUAUACGAAGCUACCCGAAGAAAGGAAGACCGAAAAGUUAAUCCAAGACAAAUUGGAAAAAGUAGAGCAUCUAUGGGCAUUGUUUGAAAAAGGUGAUGAUGACAUCAGAGCCAAGUUCGAAAAAGAAAGAGGUCAUUUAUAUUUCACAGAAGAGUGUUAUAAAAAUGUACAAGAAUAUUACAAAAAAAUCAAGACUGAAUUUGAUCAGAAAUUGCAAGACUUAAACCUAAACAAAGCAGGUGUUCUAGAAAUCAAAGAUGUUAUGCAAAAACCAGAGCAUGUUAUUGAGAAUCCAGAAUUACAAAAAUUAAUCUGGAUUUGUCAACGAAAACAGCAGCGAUUGAAUUACAUGUUACAAAAAAUUGUAAUUCAGAAUCAGCACGAUAACUAUUACAAGAGCAAAUUAGACGAAUUAAAAAAUUUAUGGCAAGAAAUAAAAAAUGACGAUAUCGAAAUUGCUGGAAUGAUAAGAAAUCCAGAAGAAGCUGGAUAUGACGUUGUAAAAGUACUUGAAUUGGAAGAAGAAGUUCAAGACAUGAUAAUAAGUUUACAAAAAAACGUGAAAUUACAACCUCAAGAUUCAGUAAGUCAAGUAAGCAAAGAGGUGACACCUAGCAUCAAACUUCCAAGUAUCGAUAUUCCGAAGUUUGAUGAAGCAGAGAGGUAUAUAAGACAUCUUACAAUAACAGAUGCAAAUUAUUCUGUAGCUUGGAAGCUAUUAGAAGAGAGAUACAAUAAUACAAGGUUACUAGUAACAAACAUUUUGGAUAAGUUAAUAGGACAACCAAGUAUUGUACCUGGGUCAAGUAAAUCAAUUAAAGGACUAUUUAACACAACACAAGAAUGUAUUAUGAUGUUAGAAAAUUUAGAAUUGGAAGUUUACAAUAAUUGGGAUCCAAUUCUAUUACAUAUUUUAAUGAAGAAACUUGACAAAGACACUCAUGUGCUAUAUGAGCAAUCUUUACAAUGUACCAAGGACCUACAGAGUCUACAAGAGUUUCUCACGUUUAUUCAAGCAAGAUUUCAAGCGCUAGAAGCUAUAGGUGAUAGUAGAGACAAGUCAACAAAACUCAAGAAAACGGCUUACGUAACAACAGGAGUAAUUUUGAAUAGUAACAGUGAAUGUUUAGUAUGUAAAGAGAAACAUUCAUUAUUUAACUGUUCAAAGUUUUUAGAAAUGACGCCCCAAGAAAAAGGUUUAUGUGUAAGGAAGCACAAUUUAUGCACAAAUUGCUUUAAGAAAGGCCACUUUUGGAAAAAAUGUGUUUUGAGUAACUGUAGAAAAUGUCAGCAAAAGCACAACACAUUGAUUCAUGAUCUAUACAAAAAAGAAGUUAGUCAAGGUUCCACUACAAAACAACAAGCGACAGUAAAUAUAUCAAUGUCAGAGGUUGAACCUGAAAAAUAUGUAAUUUUGGGAACGGCAAUAGUUCAAGUACUUGAUAAGGCAAACAAUCCAGUCGAAUGUCGAGUAUUAUUAGACUCUGGUUCACAGGUAAACCUCAUCACGGAACGUCUUCAGAAAAAAUUAGGUUUGGAUGCAAUAGGGGAAAGUUUGGACAUUCAUGGUGUAGGAAACUGUCAAGUUCAAUCUAGAAGUCGACUGAAUGUGAAAAUUAUGUCAAAAACAAGUAUGUUUGAUACGAGCAUUGAGGCUAAUGUGAUAAGAUCAAUAACUACUUGUCAACCGCAAAAAUAUAUUGACAUAUCACAGUGGCCAAUACCAGCGUCAAUAAAGUUAGCUGAUCCACAAUUUAAUAGUCCGCAGAAAGUGGAUAUGCUACUCGGCGUUGAGAUGUAUGCAGAAUGUGUGAACGGGGGCCAAUUAAAACUGGGAGCAAAUUUACCGAUAUUACAAAAAACAGUAUUCGGCUGGAUGAUUCUUGGUAAAGUGACACAACAGAAUCAAACCAAUAAUUUUGUUGGAAUAACCAACAUUCAACUAAAUGAACAAUUAAAUAAGUUUUGGGAAAUUGAGAAAAUUCCAGAAAAGAGAAUCAUGAAUGCAUCAGAGAAAAGAUGUGAAGAAUAUUUCAAAAACACUGUGUAUAGAGAAGAAUCAGGACGCUUUGUUGUAAGUUUACCAAUAACUAGUUCAGAUAGCUUAUUAGGAAAUUCAAAAAAUAUAGCAAUGCGAAGAUUUUUAAACUUGGAAGGCAAACUGUCAAAAAAUGUGAACCUAAGAAAUGAAUACAUUCAGUUCAUGAGGGAAUAUGCAGAAUUGAAACAUAUGGAAGAAGUGAAAGAAAAUGAAAUUCCUGAUAUCCAUUAUUUUAUGCCGCAUCAUGGUAUAAUCAAGCCAUCGAGCAGCACUACUAAAUUACGGGUAGUUUUUGAUGCUUCAUGUAAAACAACGAGUAAUCUUUCGUUAAACGACAUUAUAAUGAAGGGUGCAAAAGUACAGCAUGAUUUAUUUGACAUUUUACUUCGUUUUAGAAAACACAAAUACGUUUUUACUGCCGACAUCAAACAGAUGUACAGGCAGAUUAAGGUGGUACCAGAAGAUCAGCAUCUACAGUUAAUACUGUGGAGAGAAAAUCCACAAGAAAAUAUCAAAUAUUAUCGUUUAACGACAGUAACGUAUGGUACUAGAACAGCUCCGUACUUGGCAACUCGAUGCCUUAAACAAUUAUCAGAAGAUGAAGCAGUAAAAUAUCCUGAAGGUGCUAAAGCAAUGAAUGAUUUCUAUGUAGAUGACGUCAUAACAGGUUGUGAUACUAAAGUUGGAAUAAUUGAAAUGAAAAACCAACUAAAACAGAUGCUCGGUUCAGCUCAAUUUCAAUUACAUAAAUGGGCAUCUAAUGAUUACAGAAUUAUAGAAGAAAUUCCAACAACACAAAGAGAAGAAGAGAAAACGUUCAAUGAUGAAGAAUCUACAUACAUAAAAACAUUGGGGCUAUCAUGGCAGCCAAGCAUGGAUACUUUUGCUUUUACAACACCAUGUUCACAAACAGAAGGCUCACAGAAGUGGACGAAAAGGAAGAUAGUAUCUGAAGCUGCUACACUAUUCGAUCCUUUGGGUCUUUUAAAUCCAAUAAUAAUUAAAGCAAAAAUGAUAAUUCAACAAUUAUGGAUAAAUGGUAGUGACUGGGAUACGGAAAUUGCAGAAGAUUUAAAAGAUGAAUGGGUAAAUUAUCGUCACAACUUAGCCGCAUUAAAACAUUUGAAGAUAAAACGUCACGUAUUUGGAGAUAAAAUGUCAUCUAGAAUCGAAUUGCAUGCUUUUUCAGACGCAAGUGAAAAGGCAUUUGGAGCAGUAGUUUAUGUACGAUCUAUUGAUGUUUCUGGCACAAUUACAAGUAAAAUGCUAUGUUCAAAAUCACGCGUGGCUCCUAAAAAAAUAUUAACAAUUCCAAGAUUGGAGCUAUGCGCCGCCAAAUUAGCAGUAGAAUUGAUGAUCAAAGUGAAAGAAGCAUUUCAAGUAAAAGCAGAUGCAACAUACUAUUGGACAGACUCUCAGAUUAUUUUAUCGUGGAUAAAAAGUGAGUCUUCAGCAUUUAAAAUAUUUGUUGCGCACCGAGUAGCAUUUAUUCAAGAAUUUACUAGAAUACAAGAAUGGAAUUAUGUCAACACAAAAAGUAACCCGGCAGAUUUGAUUUCUAGAGGAACAACAGCUGAUAAAUUAAUGGAUUCCGAAUUAUGGUGGUGGGGUCCUUCAUUUUUCAGAGAAAAUGAGGCAGACUGGUCUGAAAGACAAGUAAAUAUUAUAAGACUGCAAGAAGAAGAAAGACAGGUGACAGUUCUAAUAAAUCAAGCUGUUCAAAAACAAGAAAAACACCCACUUCAUUUAAUUGACCAUCAUAACUGCUUUAAAUUUCUUCAAAGAACUAUGGCAUACAUCUUACGAGCAAUAAAUACAUUUAAGAAUGGCACACAUAAGAAUGAUAAUAAAUGGCUCACAACAGAUGAGUUAAAUGAAGCCUUAUUAGAAAUAAUUAGAGAAGUUCAAAGAAAUCAUUUUCAAGAAGAACUCAAAGAUUUGAAAAAUAAAACAUUAGUAAGACCACAUAGUCGAUUGUCUUCACUAACACCAUUUAUCGAUUGCGAUGACAUCAUACGAGUAGGGGGAAGAUUAAACAACGCUGCAGUUAACGAAUUUGCAAAACAUCCUAUUGUGCUUCCAGGUACAGACAUUGUGUCAAAAUUACUUAUGAAUCACCUACACAUUCAACAUUUGCAUGCCGGACCGUUGGCAUUAUUAGCCAUUUCCAGACAGAGAUAUUGGAUUUUACAAGGCAGACAAUUGUCUAGAAUUGUUGUUAGUCAAUGUGUAUUAUGUGCAAGAGCCAAACCUCAAAUGUAUACGCAAUUAAUGGGAGAUUUACCAGAAGCUCGAGUGUUGCCAGAAAGAGCAUUUUGUAAUACAGGCGUCGAUUUUUGUGGGCCUAUAUUAACUCAUUUUCACGUACGAGGUAAAAAGCCCCAAAAAACUUAUAUAGCUGUAUUUUGUUGUUUUAGUACAAAGGCUAUACACAUGGAAGUAGUAUCAGACCUAACAACUGAUGGGUUUAUUGGAGCGUUAAAAAGCGCCAAGGGGAUACAGUUUCAUUUUGCUCCACCAAGAUCACCGCAUUUUUCUGGAUUGUGUGAAGCGGCAGUUAAAUCAGUUAAAACGCUGCUAAAAAGUAUUCUUGUGUCAGCUUCUCUAACAUUUGAGGAACUAUGUACAGUAACAGCUGAAGCAGAAGCCAUUUUGAACUCAAGACCACUGACACCACUUUCGUCAAAUCCGAAUGAUUUAUCAGUACUUACCCCAGGUCACUUUCUAAUAGGUGAACCAUUGACAUCACUUCAAGAACCAAAUAAAUAUACUCAAAAUCUGUCAUCAUUGUCAAGAUGGAAACUAAGCUACAACAUAGAUAUAAAUGGAAAACAUCAACAGAAAAUAUAA